AAUAAUAUCUAAUAUUAUCAGCUCUAACAAAAUCUAAAAAUUAAUGGCAAUGGCAAGCCCGACAACCGUCCCAACGGUGUUUGCUAAAUUUGGGUCCGGAAUCGAAGCACCAAACCAGUUCCCAGCCCUCCAUAAUUACUCCCGUUCUUCCUCCCCUUUCCUCAACAGUCGUGCGUUAACGUAGAACUCAUCUUCCCUUGGCGAUGAGCACGACGGCGGUGAAGUGUGGCUCCGUCCACCGCCCGGAGGCGAUUGCCACCUUCAACGCCGCGCCGUUCCACCUCCUGGAGCUCACCAUCAUCUCCGCCCAGGAGCUCCACCCGGCCGCCAGGUCCACGGCCACGUACGCCUCCGCCUGGGUGGAUCCGGCCCACAAGCUCCGCACUUGCCUGCUGGAUACCACUGGCCACGCUGACCCCACCUGGAACCACAAGUUCCUCUUCCGCGUCGACGACGCCUUCAUCGCCUCCGACACCGCCGCCGUCGACAUCCACUUCCUCCACGCCAGGCGCCUCCGCCGCGACCGCCUCCUCGGCAUCGUUCGCGUCGUCCUCAGCGCCGCCCUCCCCCGCCGCGUCGUCGCGCUCCAGGUGCGCCGUCCCUCCUCCCUCCGCCCCUGCGGUAUCCUCAACCUCAGCGUCGCCCUGCUCGGCCAACACGAGAAGGAGAUGCUGCUCUUCUAUUACGACCUCUCCUCCUCCGCCGCCUCAUUCUCCUACGAAGACCUCGCUGGCUCCAAGCGCCACGGAGGCGUCUCUGCCACCGGCGAUCAGGAGAAGUGGAAGCUGGAGAGGAGCAAGUCCGUGGAGAGGGAGUGUGGGCUGGAGGAGGAGGAGGAGCGGGAGAGGGAGUCUAUGGAGACGAAGCUGGAGAUGUGGAAGCUGGAGAUGUCGCCGGUGCAGGAGACGAUGGAGGAGGGCCAACCAGGGAAGAGGAAGAAGGGGACAGGCUUCAUGAGAUGCUUCUCAUGUGGUGUGUGAGUGAUCAAUUGGAAGAAGACCAAGUAGCUAUUAAGUAGAUUGUUUUUUUUUCCUUUCUUUGUUUCUUUGUUUCUUUCUUUCUUAUUGUUUAUUUCUUAAAUUGUAAUGAAACCAUGUAUAUGUUCAGCUGCCUGUCUAUGUUUAUGAAUUAUUUUGUUUGAAA
Zingiber officinale is the source of this 1143-nucleotide messenger RNA. RefSeq lists its product as uncharacterized. NCBI's taxonomy places the organism in Eukaryota, Viridiplantae, Streptophyta, Magnoliopsida, Zingiberales, Zingiberaceae. The transcript has a single exon. The record is from RefSeq and is a predicted model, not a curated record. The coding region runs from base 204 to 980 and encodes 258 amino acids.